CGCCUGGAUUCGAUUUGGAGCCGAAGACCUAUAGCGAGGCAGGUGUUGGCGCAGCUGAGUCCUGUCCACCUUCUCCGCAGCUAUGAGUUUGGACCCGAGGCCCGUGGGAGCGGCUGGCGGCACCAGCGAUAGUGUGCAGCAGCAGAGGGACCGCUGGGAGAGGAAGAGGGCCAGAACAGCCCGGGAGCUGGUUCUGACCGAGCAGAAAUACUGCCAACAGCUGGAGCUGGUCACCACGUACUUUGUUGAGAUUCUGAAAGCCAAAGGAACCCUCAGGCAGGACAUUAGAGAAAGCAUCUUCAGCUCAAUUAAAUCCAUUCAUUCAGUAAACCAGGCAUUAUUGGCCUAUUUGGAAGAUGGGAAGUUUGGACUCGGCUUUGAGAGAUUCUGUCCUCACCUGAACUACUACUAUACCUAUGCAGACAACUUCCAGAAGGCCUCCAAGGUUCUGCAGAUACAAGUGAAGAAGAACAAGGCCUUCAGACGAUUCAAGAAGCUGCAGGAGUCGCGGCCCGAAUUCCGCAACUCAAAGCUGGAGGAUCUGCUGCCUCUGCCUCUCCAGCGCAUCCAGCAGUACAAGCAUUUCUUACGGGACCUGGCAGAAAACACUAGCCCAGAGCACCCAGAAUUUCCUCAGUUCUCAAGGGCGGUGAAGGCAAUCUCGGGGGUGUCUCAGCGUAUCCAGGACAACGCCCGCAGCCACGAGAACCACCUGCAGAUGCAGAGGGUGCAAAAACUGCUGAAAGGACGAAAGACCAAGGUGUUGGCUCCAGGCCGCUGGUACAUCCGAGAGGGCUGGCUGAAGGCCGUGCCCCCUAAGGGUGCGGAGGCCAAGCCUAAGAUGUUCUUCCUGUUCUCCGACAUCCUGCUCAUGGCCAAGCCCUGCAGCCCGCUGCAUCCCACCAACGGCGACAAGUACGCCUGCCAGCGCGUCUACCCCCUCAAAGAGUGCACCGUGGACAAGGUGUUCGGCCACACCAGGAGUCAGGGAGGUCUGAUCAGUCUGACCUUCACUGAAGACAAACUCCUGCUGAUGUCCAGCGACCAGGAGGACAUCAACGACUGGUACCGGAGCCUGUCCGCGGCCAUCGGGCAGCUCAGGUCGCGGAACACGGCGGUGCACCGGAGAGACGACCUGUGCCGACGACCCCUGCGGUCCGCUGAGGACCGCAGCGAGCCCAACACCCCCGCGGCCCCACCCCCCAGCAGGAAGAGGGCCAUGGUCACAGCCGAGCCCAAGGAGCAGAGCCGCGACCCCUGCAGCCCCCGCUCCCCUGCGGGAGGGGGCCAAGGCAGCGCCUCGAAAAGGAUGAAGCUGUCAGAGGCUCCUGCGGCAAGUUCUCAGGAGUCAGCCGGAUCCAGCUGUGUGAUUCUGUAACGGGCUUCUGGGAGGCGCCAGGCCUGACCGCCGCCCUGUCUCCAAAGAGCUGCGGAAUAUCUGACACUGGGAACUGAGACAGGAAUGUGGUUAAGAAUGAGGUUAGAGGAAUAUCAGGGUAUCAGUGCUCACUGACUUAUAUAUUUAGGCAGACCUGAUUAACCAGUGCAUUUCCAGUCAACCUUUAAAAAAAAUGUAUCCUUAUUAAACUGCUUCAGUGGCU
Megalops cyprinoides (Indo-Pacific tarpon) is the source of this 1601-nucleotide messenger RNA. RefSeq names its product Rho guanine nucleotide exchange factor (GEF) 39 (gene arhgef39). Bases 83 to 1378 code for a protein of 431 amino acids. Gene Ontology annotation, biological process: positive regulation of cell migration. Gene Ontology annotation, molecular function: guanyl-nucleotide exchange factor activity. NCBI's taxonomy places the organism in Eukaryota, Metazoa, Chordata, Actinopteri, Elopiformes, Megalopidae. Gene Ontology annotation, cellular component: plasma membrane. The record is from RefSeq and is a predicted model, not a curated record. The transcript has 12 exons.